This is a messenger RNA of Cladocopium goreaui, 1298 nucleotides long. Lineage: Eukaryota; Dinophyceae; Suessiales; Symbiodiniaceae. The record is from the annotation of a GenBank genome assembly.
CUGUUUCAUGCAUCCUCUCAUCCUGCGGGCUGUGUUCCACAAUGGCCUGGACCCCAUUACCUCGUCCAGAUGAACGUUUCAGGACGAGGCCAAAGGCUGUCAGCAAGAGCCCUGGCGUGCUGGAUACGUGGACACCAAAGCCAAAGGUGAAAAUCGCCCCUGCGGUGCUGGAAGCCUUGCCCGACCCGCCAGCGGCAGCUCUUCCAGUCUCCAGUGCAUCGGCCAGACUUCGAGCAGCAUUGGAAUAUGAAGAUGCAGAGGCUGCGGAGGUGAAAAGCUUCCUGAGGGCGAAUGGUUUUCAUCAAUAUGUCGCAGCGUUCAUGGAAAACGGCUUCGACUGCAUGGAAGUGGUCGAGGAGAUGGAGGAGAGGCACAUGAAGGACCUGGGAAUGAAGCCAGGUCACAUCAUCAAGCUAAAGUUGAGGCUGGCAUCGUCUCGGGGGGAGGCUCCAAGCAGUGCUGGUGGUACCCCGCAGCGGCAGUCUCUGAUCCCGGAGGUGGGUGCAGCUGCUUCACCGCUUGUAUUGCCAUUGCCUGCCACGAAGCCAGCUGCUGCCACCAGUGCAGCAUCUAGCCCAGGCGCCUCCUUGCUCCAUGGUCAGCUGGAUGAAGAGGCAGAAGCGAUUGCCUUCCAAGAAGCGGUCGCGGCCUGGAGAAACGCAGGCCAGCCAAAGAUGACCAGAGAUGAGCAGAUCAUGGAACAGCCUGGUAGAGCUGAGACCACCACUGUGCCUUCAGCGCCAGCUGCCGUAAAGAAGUGCUGCUAUCAAUGCUUCAGAGCCUUGGGCGCUUGGGUACACCCGUCCCAUCGCACAGAUGCCACAGUUGCAACACGGCCUUUGCCGCACAUGUUUCGGCCAGCGCGACUCUACCUACUACAAUCCAGGGUUGUCUGCUCUCAUUGGUUGUCUUCCCUCAUUGGAUAUCUCAGCAACAACGCCGGACUUGGGUCAAAAAGAUAGGCCCAUGCCGUCCGGAACAUGUCCUCAAGGGCGGAUGGGCAAGGUGCCAUUUGAUCAACUUGCUUGGUGGUUGAUGUUCUUCCUGGGCUCUGGACUUGGGCGACCUUGCAUCUAAGGACAAUAUUUGGAGUCGCAUCUUGGAUGGCAUUGGCUGGGCCCAUCUCACGAAAGCCUCGUUCAUAUUCCUGCGGCGUGGAUCCAUGUGAGGCGCGAAGAUGCCCAAAGUGGUCCCAGCUUCUGCUCGGAGAAAUGUGCAGAACAACAUGCAGAUGGUCUCCGACGGAAGGAAGAAUUUAAGCAACAACAGUUAAACAAAUUUAAAACCGAUGAAUAAAA